AAGUAGAAUUUCCAGAAUUAAAUGUUGUUGAAGAGAUGAUAAGAAUAUUAAAGAAUAUGGAAGAUGAAAUAAAUAUUAAUAACCUUGAAGAUGGAAAUAAUUGGGAUCAAGUGAUACAAUAUUUUGAUUGGA
Messenger RNA from Racocetra persica, 132 nucleotides. NCBI's taxonomy places the organism in Eukaryota, Fungi, Glomeromycota, Glomeromycetes, Diversisporales, Gigasporaceae. The record is from the annotation of a GenBank genome assembly.